AUGGCGACAGAAGUAAGCACGAAGGUCACAGAAGACCCUCCAACGUUUCAGCUUCGGGCAGAAACGUCUAUCAACUACGACAAGGAGAACUAUAAAUAUGAAAGCUACCUGCCACAUUUCGUACCCGGAACUCAGCCUCCAUUGGAAGAGUUCCACCAUGACGAUGUCGGUUUGAGGGCUGAUCCGACCAAGGAGAAUCUUUUAGGGGCAACUGGGGUCAGCUAUGAAGAGGUUACCCCAGCGGUCGGCACUGAAAUCCGUGGAAUCCAACUUAGUCAACUGAGCUUUGCCCAGCUUGAUGAACUGGCACUCUUCGCAGCUGAGCGUGGCGUGGUGAUUUUCCGAGACCAAGAUUUCGCAGAUAUUGGACCCGAAAAGCAGAAAGCCUACGGAAGACAUUUCGGUUCACUGCAUGUCCAUCAGAUGGGCGGUCAGAUCAAGGACUACCCAGAACUACUCCCUGUGUACCGCGACUUCACAGCAGGUGCUGUAGAUAACGAGAUCAAAGACAAUGUCACCAGCGUGAAGUGGCACAGCGACAUGAGCUAUGAGAUCAUACAGCAACGGGAUGGGUACGACAACGUUCUUGCCUCUGAGCACUCCGGCAUCUGGAGGGGAUACUCUUUACCUCUCCACCACAGCAGCCUACUACGCUCUCUCAGAAACUUAUCGUACGUUACUUCACAGCUUGAAGGCUGUUCACUCCGGCUUCUCUCAAGCUUCGGUGAACGACCCCGCGACCGAUACAUCCGGGAACCCAUUGAAACCAUCCAUCCAGUCGUGAGAACCCAUCCCGUCACUAAGCAGUUUUCUCUCUACGUCAAUCGGCUGUACACAAAACGAAUUGUCGGUAUGAAGCAGGAAGAGAGUGCCGCCUUACUAGGAUUCUUGUUUGACCAUAUCGAAAGAGGUCAGGACUGGCACCUGCGGGUUCAUUGGAGGCCGGGCACGGUGGUGGUCUACGACAACAGGAACACUCAGCACUCUGCGCUGCGAGACUUCAGGGUCGAAGAGGGGACAACUAGGCGGCAUAUGUUGAGGAUCACGCCGCAAGCGGAGAGGCCGUACUUUGAUCAAUUCAACAGCUCUUAG
Molecule: messenger RNA, 1092 nt
Organism: Colletotrichum costaricense
Lineage: Eukaryota; Fungi; Ascomycota; Sordariomycetes; Glomerellales; Glomerellaceae
Exons: 4
Coding region: 1-1092 (363 amino acids)
Cellular component (GO): cytoplasm
Molecular function (GO): 2-oxoglutarate-dependent dioxygenase activity
Source: RefSeq, a predicted model, not a curated record